Messenger RNA from Symbiodinium necroappetens, 4272 nucleotides. The record is from the annotation of a GenBank genome assembly. NCBI's taxonomy places the organism in Eukaryota, Dinophyceae, Suessiales, Symbiodiniaceae.
AUGACCCGACAAGAGCGCCACAGCCUGAUGCAGGGAAUUGGUUGGAUUCCAGUUCCUUAUAACUUACCAGCACCGCUCCCGGCCAUUCCAGCCCUUGGGCACUACAUGGGCAAUCUUCCUCCCAUCCCUCGUCUUGGUGUGCCGCCGCUGAAGCUCCAUGAUGCUGGCAACGGCUUCCGGAACAUGCCUGGUCCGCAGGGCAAAGCUGGAAGUACGGUCAUGUGGCCUUGCUCACUGGCAUUGGGGGCCUCCUGGGAUGUGAAGCUGGUGCAGGAGGUGGCGGCUGAAAUCGGUCGAGAGUAUCGCGGCAAAGGCUCCAAUCUUAUCCUGGGCCCAAGCGUUCAGGUGCAGCGGGUGGCCCGCAAUGGUCGAAACUUCGAGUACAUGUCUGGGGAGGACCCCUACCUUGGCGCAAAGCUUUCUGCAGCCUAUGUGAAGGGUGUCCAGGGACAGGGUGUGAUGGCCUGCUUGAAGCACUUCGCCUUCAAUGAACAGGAGACAAACCGGAUGACGGAAAGCUCUGUGGUUGACGAGCGGACUGCUUGGGAGCUCUACUAUCCUCCCUUUGAGGCUGGCAUAGCCGCAGGAGCAGGCUCCGUGAUGUGCUCCUACAACCGUGUGAACGGGACCUACGCGUGUGCGAACGAGGAGCUGCUGACCCGUGACUUGAAGCAGAAGAUGGGCUUCAAAGGCUUCGUGAUGACAGACUGGUGGUCACUCCAUGACCCGGCCGAGAUGUCGGUAGUGAGGGGCCUGGACGUGGAGAUGCCGGGGGCAGGUGCCGAAACGUUCUUGUUUGCAGACAAGCUCGAGGCUAUGGAGGAUAAAAUGGACGGUGUAUUCAAGGGCUAUGCUAAUUUGAAAAGGGAAGAUCUCUACAAGGAGCCGGCCCGACGAAUCUUGACGGCUGCGCACAAGAUGCGUUUCUUUGAGGACGUGCCAUCUUGCACUCCUGGCCUCGACUGUGCUGGGCCGAUCUACUCUGACCAGCGGAGCACCAAGAACCUGGCUUUGGCACGGCGGGCGGUGCGAGAGUCGAUUGUGCUUCUGCAGAAUAAAGGAAAUCUUCUUCCACUGCAGGCGAAUGCAAAGCUGGCUCUGAUCGGCGACGCUUGGGUGGCUCCGAGUCGGAGCACGGAGGAGCUGGGCAUGUUUGGCGACUACUACAGCGGCGGUGGAUCAGGGCACUGCUACCUCCCAGCAGACAGGUUCAAAACCCCCUAUAUGACCGUCACAGCGUACACAGAUGCCCAUGACAUCUACACCACCAGCUCCCUGAGCAACAAUGUCACCGAGGCAUUGUCUGUGGUGUGGGAGGCGGACAUCAUAGUCGUCCUUGCUGCGACAACAGCUGAAGAAAGCCGAGACCGUCCAUCUCUGCAUCUAGACAAUGGGGCUGACGAGCUGGUCGAUGCUUUGUCGAAGGUGGGUAAGCCCGUGGUGGUUCUGGUGCAAGCUCCUGGAACCGUGGUCUUGCCCUGGCGAGAGGCCGUCGACACAGUUGCUCUCAUGUUCCUUGGGGGGGAGUUCACCGGAGCCGGAUGGGCCAGGCUGCUGUUCGGAGAAGUCUCCCCCUCAGGAAAACUCCCACUCAUGAUUCCGAAGCACGAGAAGUACACGAUCGAGCCUGGGCAAGAGCCUGACGUAGUGUAUGGUGAAGGUCUUUUCACUUCCUACCGGGCGUCUUCUGCAUCGGAAGCAGCAGCGUUCCCUUUCGGGCAUGGUUUGUCGUUCACCGAGUUUGCCAUUGCUGCACCAGAGCCGUACGAAUGCGGGAUGCCUCUUUGCGUGUCCUUAACGGUGACCAACAUCGGCACAAGAUUCCCUGGUGCAGAGGUGGUGCAAGCAUAUUUCGAGUUUCCACCCGAGGCUCAGGAGCCGCGGCUGUUGCUGAAAGGCUUUCACAAGACCGCAGUCCUGAAGCCAGGGGAGUCUGAGAAGGUCGAGCUGAGCUUCACAGUGCGGGAUUUCUCCAUCUACUCCACAGCACUGGGUGAUUGGGUCCUGCAGCCCAGUGUCCGGAUCCAUUUGGGCGUCUCCAGCGCCGACCUGCGGCACUCCCUUGAUGUGGGACCACUACCGCUACGGCAUGAUUGCAGAGAGCACAAGAGCGACCCGGCAGUGCAGAUCAAGAUGGGCGAGCUGGCACGGCGUGGCCUCACCAGCGUGUGGUUAGAGAUAGGAGACGAGGCCGAAAUCGAGAAGCCAGUGCUUGGCCGAAGUCGAGCAGGCCUUGCAGUGGACCAGCUAGACGUUUCAGAGACGGGCCGUGAGAUGCUUCGUCUCCUCGUAAAGAGUAGCUAUGGCUGCCCCGUCAAGGAGCGACAUCGAUACCAGGAUGCAGCAGCACGGCUUGCCUUUCAAGAUGAAGAGGAGUUUCUUCAAGCGCGCAGCCGGGAAGCGGCUGACAAGGCGGAGAAAUGUAGAAGUGAUGCCCAGGAAAGAGCAGGCAAGCUGCGAACUUCCAAGGAGGGCUUCACUGCAGCGAUCUCCGCCUUUCGCACGGCCAAGGAAGCCUUCCUGGCAGACAACCAAGUCUUGCAGCAGCGCCGCAGAGCUCUGGACCAGUCCACGCAGGAAUUGCGCCAAUGCCAGGCCAAGCUGAGGGAGGCAACCGGUUGCAAGGACCAGCUGCAGCAGUCUCUGGCGGCGCUGCCUGGCAUCCUGGAGGGCACAGCCCGAGACGAGACGGUUAGUGGCGAAGUGGCCUUGGAAGACUCCCUGAAGACGGCAGCUUUGUCAUCCCUGAAGCUGCCUGCAGAGGCCCGAGGAAGCUUCGACAAGGCUGUCCUGGAACAGCUCCACGGAGCCCUCACAAGGCUUCUAGAGGCACUGGGACAGACGGGCAACGGGCGGAUGCCCGAGUCUCCCGUCCGGCAGGCCUUGCCCACAGCAGAAGCUGAGCAGCUGGCUGUCGAGGAGGCUCGCGUAUCGGAGGAGGCUGCCGCGUCUGCCUUUGCUCAGGCGCGGGAAGCACAGAGGACGAGCGCGCACGCGCUGCGCCUUAGCGAGCUGGAGCUCCGCUGGGCUCAAGGUGCGGAGGGCGCCGCCCUGGAGUGCCUUCAAGAACAGGAGCAGGAGCUUGGAAGAGAGCUUCGCCAGUUCGAGCGCGAGCUGAAGGCUGCCAACGAAGCACUGCAUCAGUUCAGACAUGGUCCAAUGGCAUCGCUCAAGGGGAUGCGGCUGCUGCAGCUGUGGUGGGAUGUGACGUUGCACGAUUGUGUUGCUGAAGACCCCCACGAAGAGCAAGCAGGUCCAAUGCCGACUCUGCGUCAUCAGGCCCGCCGGAGGAUGCAGAAGUGCAGAUCGCAAGGGCCCGGCGGGCUCUUGACAGACUCGCGAAUGAGGCAUGUCGUUCUGCCUUCAGCUAUCGAGAUCUUUGGGCAGGUGGUGGCCGCAGAGUUUGAGGGAUCGGAGAAGGAUGACUUUCCGGACGUACCGGUCUUCUUGAGCCUGCCGCCCGAUGAGGUGGCACGAAUGACGCUGCGGCUGAUGCGGAAGCUCCUCUGCCGCCGAUCGGAGGCCUCUGCCGCUGCUUUGGCAGAGCAGCGGCUCAUGGCGUGGACAUGGCAGUGGCUAGCUAUGGAUGCUGGUCAGCGGCAAGAGCUGUGCCGAUUGGCGGUGCAAGGUGGGGCGUCCCUGCCUGCGCAAGUCCAGGCCCGUCACCUCGCCUUGUUGAUCGAUGUGCACUUGGCCCGGUCAUGGUGGGAGGAAAGGCAGCAGAUGCUGGCGCUGGGGGUGGAGUGCGAGGAAGCGGCCUCAAGCGAGGAGACCAUUCGGGCCACACGGCGCCAGGAAAGUGCAAGGGUGUGGCAAAUUGCCGUGUCCGCCAUGGCAGCGCUUCCCGACGCGGAGCUGGAUCUGAUCGGCCAGGCAGCCGUUGCGGAGGCACAGCUGGUCCUGUCCCCCAUCAGCAUGGCAAGGGCGGUACUGCACUUGGCUCCUUCCAGAAGGAGGCAGCUGAUGGAGAUCCUCAUCCACGAAGGCGUGCUGGAGGAGUCAUCUGCUUCAAGGUUGUUUCGGGCCUUGACGGCACUGGAUUCCAUGUUGGGCACCGAUGUGCUCGAUGCGCUACUGAUUGGGAUGGACACCGUGUGUGCUGGGGUGAGCUGGAGUGCAAAUGCCCUGGACUCGAUCGGGAAGCUGGGCUCCAGCACACUCAGUUCCGUGGGUGCGCUGGGCUCCUGGUCUUACCAAGCCAUUUGCUCGGAAGGACAUGGGCUCCGCGGCUCAGUCCAAACUGUUUGGAGCGAUUCUCGCACCAGGCGCUGA